AUUUAGUCAUUGAUAAUCAUCGCGUCAUCAUAUUAUUGUGCGAUUCAUCAUAAUAUAUAAAUAUAAAAAUUUUAAUUAUUAGUUAAUUAAUAAAUAUUUAAUUGUGGUUGAAAUUUUUUUUAUUAGUAUUCAAAUAAAUAUUUAAAUAUAAAUAUAACCAAUAACGUUUGUCAAAUCGUAAAAUAUAAAACAACAAUACAAUGACUUACUUAAAUUUAAUAAAUUUAUUAAUAUGAUUUUAGUUAAUUAGUUUAAUAUUUAAAUAAUAAUUUAAAUGAGCACGAUGACUGUCAAUUAUUGAGUGAUUGGGUAGUAUGUAACAAGAUGUACAGUUUCGAAGGGGAUUACAGAAGAAAGCCUCAGCAAAAUUUAGCUGGUGCCAGUAAGAGAAAUGAAAAGUCGGUGUUGCUUCAGCAUGCCCAUCUUGAACGCAUGAAACGUGAAGAUAUCCGUCAACGUAAUAAUGCUACUUUGAAAAUUCAAGCUUACACGAGAAGUUACUUGAUACGUCAGUCAAUAAAACGAAGGAGUCGACAAGAGUUCGAUAAUGCGAGAUCUCAACUGACUGUCAAAUUUUUAUCUCUUGAUAUUUUGGAGCCUUAUGUUAGAAGUGUACUAUUUUUUUAUCAACCCAGUGCGGAUCUGCAGAGGUUUACCUGGUUGCUGGAACAAGUACUGGCUAAUAAAAAAGAAAUUUUAAUUAAUAAUACUUCGUGGUCAUGGAGAAUAAAAUGGAUCCUGAAACAUAGCAUAGAAUUAAUAUCACAUAAUACCAAUAGCCAAUCAACAGCAAUACCUCUGAGAGUACUUGAGACUUUUAUCAUAACGUGUGAUGACAUUAUCGACAAUGCAACAAAACGAAAUAAUUAUUUACGCGAUACAUUAAUUUAUUUAAUUAACAAUUCAUAUUUCGGCAAUUUAAUGAGUCUAUUUGAACAACAUAUUCAGUCAUUGCAAUCCACCAACAUCAUGACAGUACCAUUAACAGCUAGAAUAAAAUGUUACGUUAAUUUGAUGAAACGUCCUCUAGAAUUGUGCUCAGGAUGUGAAGAAUUUUAUGUACCUGUACUCACUAAAUUUAUUUACACUGUUCUAAUGCCGACAAUGUCUGAAGCAAUGCGGUCAUUUUUGGUACCAGCGCUGACUGAUCUACAAACUUGGCCAUACAUUGAAUUACUGAUCGUUAUAAAUAAGUUAAAUAUCAGCGAACCAACGACAAGUCUUUUCUACACCACGUUAUCAUUAGAGCCGGUUAAUUUUUCACUGUCAAAUGAUUAUAUUUUUGUAAAUUACAUUCAGGUACUUGGGUCUCUGAGUCUGACACAGAAAGCGCCGUGGAAUGUAAGAGAAUUUACAACAGGCGAGAUGGAAGAUGACAACAUGUCAACGGACAGCGGCACGGUAACUGUUGAUCAUAAUCAAGAUAUGUUAAGACAAUGCAUGAGUAUGUUGAACAACGAAGCGCGGGUGAAUCGUAUUCUCAGUGCUUUGGAGUACAACAAUGACAAUCCACUUGUCUUGGAGUAUCUAUGCCGCCUGUGCGAUAAUUUAUUGCAAACAGACAAACUAGCAACGCAUAAAUAUAAGCUCCUGUAUAUGCUCGCCUUCAAACCACUUUUUUUGCGGCGCUUAUGGGCAACAUUGUUGUCAACUCCACCUCUUUUGCAAAUGAUAUCACGUGGAAUAGCACCAACUACUGGGGAUACUAAAAAACUCGCACCACUAGUUGCUGUAUUUUGUUCACUGUUUAGUCUGCUGAUAGCAACUCUCCAUGACAAUGAAUUUUUUCGUUCAGAUGAAUCGCAGAAUGAUCAAAAUGCAAUGCCAUUCAAUACGACUGAGCUCGUACCACUGUCGGGACACCUCAAAGACAUUUGUCUAGGUCUUGUUGAAAUUAUUUUCUCCGAUACAAGACCUAUGGUACGUGACAAUCACAUGCGCGCUGUCAUUGGGUCCAUGAGCGAUACGGACGGAGGACAUUUGUCAAAACACGACACUCAAAUAUGGGAGUACUUGUUUAAAGCAACAACUGGACUACUGCGGCAACUACAUUCACGUGAUUUGCGAAGACAAUUUUGUCCAGAGGGUCAUUGGAUUAGUCCCAAACCCGAGUUUGAUUUAAUUUGGCAGCGACGUCAAGGAGUCACUGGGGGAUUAUUGAAAUCUGAUAAAGAAGCACCUAGUGGUCCGCCUCUUUCAACUAAAGAAUUGCGAGCACUGACUUUACUUAGAACGGUACCAUUUAUUGUACCAUUCAAUGACCGUGUUAUGGUACUCCAGUCAUUGAUACAAAAAGACAGAUCCGACCAGCAAGGCGAGCUUUCUCAUUUUAUGCAGGGUCCAUCAAUCCACAUCGGUGUACGUAGAAAUUAUUUGUACGAAGACGCGUUAGAUAAACUGUCACCUGAGAAUGAACCUGAGCUGAGAUUGAAAAUGCGAGUACAGUUCAUAAAUACAGCAGGUCUUGAUGAGCCUGGUGUUGAUGGCGGUGGAUUAUUUAGAGAAUUUUUAUCAGAAUUACUUAAAACGAGCUUUGAUCCAAACCGCGGAUUCUUCAGACUCACUAAAGACAAUAUGCUCUACCCAAAUCCAAAAGUUCAUUUGCUUUUUGAUGAUUUUCCAAAGCAUUAUUAUUUUAUUGGACGAAUGUUGGGCAAAGCGAUCUAUGAAAAUUUACUUGUCGAGUUACCGUUUGCUGAAUUUUUCUUAUCGAAAAUAGUUGGCAUACAGUCGGAUGUUGACAUUCACCAUCUAGACUCACUGGAUCCAGUGAUGUACAGAAAUCUUUUGUACUUGAAGAGUUACAAAGGUGACGUGGCUGACUUGGGUCUAGAUUUUACUGUUCUGUCAGACGAAUUGGGUGAACGCAGAGUCGAUGAACUAAAACCCAAGGGUUCACAGAUUCCUGUGACUAACGCAAAUCGCAUUGAGUACAUUCAUCUGAUGGCUGAUUACAAACUUAAUAAAGAAAUACGGCCUCAGUGUUAUGCUUUCAAACAAGGACUCGCUAAUGUUAUUCCUUUGGAAUGGCUCCAGAUGUUUAACAACAAAGAGAUGCAGGUUUUAAUUUCCGGAGCACAGAUUCCUGUUGAUGUUGAUGAUCUCAAACAGCAUACUAAUUACACUGGUGGUUAUGCGACAGAUCAUCCAACUAUUAAGGCUUUUUGGCGCGUUGUCGAGAAAUUUAAUAAUAAGCAAAAAGGACAGUUGCUUAAAUUUGUUACCAGCUGUAGUCGACCUCCUCUUUUAGGCUUCAAGGAACUUGAUCCACCGUUUUGUAUACAAAAUGCCGGUAGUCUAGAUCGGUUGCCUACAUCCAGUACCUGUAUGAAUCUUUUAAAACUACCAGAAUUUCCUGAUGAAGUAACGCUACGUGAAAAAUUACUUUACGCCAUUCAAGCAGGUGCUGGUUUCGAGCUGAGUUAAAUUAAAUAACUCAAUAAAUAACUUCCGUCUUUAAAUUAUUUUCAUUUUCUACCAGUACCUUUUUCUUUUUUUUUCCUCCUCGAAUUGUAAAUAUAAAUGUUGUAAAUUAAAAAUAAUAAUUUUUAAAAACAUAUAACGGUAUACGUAAUUCUCUGUGAGGUAAUUAGAAGUUAUUAAUGCGUGAUUAAUAAUAAGGGCGUGAAAGGUAAAAAUUAAGUGAUUUAUUAUUGAUAAAUAAUAAAUAUAUGUAAUCAUUGGUGUAAAUAAAAUUAUUCCUU
This is a messenger RNA of Microplitis demolitor, 3704 nucleotides long. RefSeq names its product ubiquitin-protein ligase E3C. Gene Ontology annotation, molecular function: ubiquitin protein ligase activity; protein binding. Bases 325 to 3426 code for a protein of 1033 amino acids. Gene Ontology annotation, biological process: protein polyubiquitination; ubiquitin-dependent protein catabolic process. The record is from RefSeq and is a predicted model, not a curated record. The transcript has 3 exons. NCBI's taxonomy places the organism in Eukaryota, Metazoa, Arthropoda, Insecta, Hymenoptera, Braconidae.